CCACAAAGCAUAUUAGCAGCAAAACACAAGUACAUAAAAAAAAUUCGCGUAAAAACCCAAACCGCUUUAUAAAUGGUUCCCCGCCGGGGCCAAGACGCCACACGGCCCUAUCCCUAUCCGGCUAUCCCCAUCACCUCCUCCCCACAGCCCUGCCCACCAACACCUCGUACGACGAAAGCCAUGGCCUCUCGCGACGCCGCCACCUUCCAAGUCAACCGCCCCAUGCCCGCGCCAACGCCAGCACCAGCGCCGAUGUCGCUCACGGCCGCAGCGCGCGCCGACGCCGUGUCGCCCGCGCCGAAAAAGUCGAGCUCGGGGACGCAGCAGGGCGGCAAGGACCGGCACAGCAAGGUGAACGGUCGCGGGCGGCGCGUGCGCAUGCCGAUCGUGUGCGCGGCGCGCGUGUUCCAGCUCACCCGCGAGCUGGGGCUCAAGUCCGACGGCCAGACCAUCGAGUGGCUGCUCCGCCAGGCCGAGCCCUCCAUCCUCGCGGCCACCGGCUCCGGCACCACCCCCGCCGUCUUCUCCUGCUCCUCCGCCCCGUCCACCUCCACCGCCGCCCACUCCCUCCUCGGCAAGCGCCCGCGCGAGGACGUCCACGAGGCGCAGCCGCCGUUCUGGGCGGCCCUGCAGGCGCGGCCCGUGGCGUGGGGCCUCUCGCCGACGCAGGAGGCGCAGGCGUACGCGUCGGUGGCUCAGGGACACCACCUCAACCUGUUCUCCGGCGCCACGUGGCUGGCAGAGGAGGAGUCCCGGUGACUGCCGCAGCAUUGCUACGUAAUUGCAUGCGUUGGCGCUCGUGGCAUGCCGUGCUUUAUCGAACCCUUUCCUGCAUCUUCGGGUGCAUUGCGUGUGUUUUCUUGUGAUUUGCGGAGUGAGAAGAAGAAGAAGAGCUGAAGAAUCAAGAACGCGAUCGUAUCAGGUAGCGAUUGUAGAUAGGAUUCGUCAGGUUUGUGCUUGUUAGCCUCUACGUCGUUGUCGCAGCGUGUACCGUGGUUCCGUGAUGUGAUUAGUGAUAGAGCAUGCCAAGCUGUCAACUGAUCUAAAUUCGAACACAAUGCUUGUUAUUCCUGUA
This is a messenger RNA of Phragmites australis (common reed), 1075 nucleotides long. RefSeq names its product transcription factor PCF1-like. The record is from RefSeq and is a predicted model, not a curated record. Gene Ontology annotation, cellular component: nucleus. NCBI's taxonomy places the organism in Eukaryota, Viridiplantae, Streptophyta, Magnoliopsida, Poales, Poaceae. Bases 73 to 759 code for a protein of 228 amino acids. The transcript has a single exon. Gene Ontology annotation, molecular function: DNA-binding transcription factor activity; sequence-specific DNA binding.